AUGGGGCUGGAUGGGAACCGUGUGAUUGUGUCUCUUUCCUUGUCCACAGCCCCCAGCGCCGCCUCUGUCGACGAGUUGACAAGGGAACUCGAUGCCACCGCAACAGUAUUGGCAAACCGGCAAGAUGAAAGCGAGCAGUCUAGAAAGCGGCUCAUUGAGCAGAGCCGAGAGUUCAAGAAGAACACUCCAGAGGAUUUACGCAAGCAGGUAGCGCCACUGCUGAAGAGCUUCCAAGGGGAGAUUGAUGCACUGAGUAAAAGAAGCAAAGAAGCUGAGGCAGCCUUCUUGAAUGUCUACAAAAGAUUGAUUGAUGUUCCAGAUCCUGUACCAGCCCUGGAUCUCGGGCAGCAGCUCCAGCUCAAAGUGCAGCGCCUGCACGACAUUGAAACAGAGAACCAGAAACUUAGGGAAACACUCGAGGAAUACAACAAGGAAUUUGCUGAAGUGAAAAAUCAAGAGGUUACGAUAAAAGCACUUAAAGAGAAAAUCCGAGAAUAUGAACAGACUCUGAAGAACCAAGCUGAGACUAUAGCUCUCGAAAAGGAACAAAAGUUACAAAAUGAUUUUGCAGAAAAGGAGAGAAAGCUGCAAGAGACACAGAUGUCCACCACCUCAAAGCUGGAAGAAGCGGAACAUAAAGUUCAGACCCUGCAAACAGCCCUGGAAAAAACUCGAACAGAAUUAUUUGACCUGAAAACCAAAUAUGAUGAAGAAAUUACUGCCAAGGCCGAUGAAAUUGAAAUGAUCAUGACGGACCUUGAAAGAGCAAACCAGAGGGCAGAGGUGGCUCAGAGAGAGGCGGAGACCUUAAGAGAGCAGCUCUCGUCAGCCAACCACUCUCUCCAGCUGGCCUCGCAGAUCCAGAAGGCGCCGGACGUGGAGCAGGCCAUAGAGGUGCUGACCCGCUCCAGCCUCGAAGUUGAGUUGGCCGCCAAAGAGCGGGAAAUCGCCCAGCUGGUGGAGGACGUGCAGAGACUGCAGGCUAGCCUCACCAAGCUGCGGGAGAACUCCGCCAGCCAGAUCUCCCAGCUCGAGCAGCAGCUGAGUGCCAAGAACAGCACGCUCAAACAACUGGAAGAAAAACUCAAAGGACAGGCUGACUAUGAAGAGGUGAAGAAAGAACUCAAUAUUCUGAAGUCCAUGGAGUUUGCACCGUCUGAGGGAGCUGGGACACAGGACGCAUCCAAGCCCCUGGAGGUGCUGCUGCUGGAGAAGAACCGCUCGCUGCAGUCCGAGAACGCCUCUCUGCGCAUCUCCAACAGCGACCUGAGCGGGUCAGCCAGGAGAAAAGGGAAAGACCAGCCUGAGAGUCGGCGUCCUGGACCUUUGCCGGCGCCCCCUCCUCAGUUGCCCCGCAACACGGGGGAGCAGGCUUCCAAUACUAAUGGUACACACCAGUUCUCACCAGCGGGGUUAACGCAAGACUUUUUCAGCUCAUCCCUGGCAAGCCCCAGCCUACCCCUGGCUUCUACGGGAAAAUUUGCACUAAACUCUCUCCUCCAACGACAGCUAAUGCAGUCCUUCUACUCCAAGGCCAUGCAGGAAGCAGGAAGCACAAGCAUGAUUUUUUCAACAGGUCCAUACAGCACAAACUCCAUAUCUUCCCAAAGUCCAUUACAACAAAGCCCAGAUGUAAAUGGCAUGGCCCCGUCUCCCAGCCAGUCAGAAAGUGCUGGGAGCGUCUCCGAGGGCGAGGAGAUAGACACUGCAGAAAUCGCCCGGCAGGUGAAAGAGCAGUUGAUCAAGCACAAUAUUGGACAGCGCAUUUUUGGACAUUAUGUCUUGGGACUGUCUCAAGGGUCCGUGAGCGAGAUUCUGGCCCGGCCCAAACCAUGGAAUAAACUGACUGUUCGCGGGAAGGAGCCUUUUCACAAGAUGAAGCAGUUCCUCUCGGAUGAGCAGAACAUCUUGGCUCUUCGCAGCAUCCAAGGCAGACAAAGAGAGAAUCCAGGCCAGAGCCUGAACAGACUAUUUCAGGAAGUACCGAAACGAAGAAAUGGGUCUGAAGGUAACAUCACCACCCGGAUCCGAGCCUCAGAGACUGGGUCCGAUGAAGCAAUCAAGUCUAUCCUGGAACAAGCCAAAAGGGAACUGCAAGUGCAAAAAACUGCAGAGCCCGCCCAGCCUUCUUCCACAUCUGGCAGUGGGAACUCCGAUGACGCCAUCCGCUCCAUCCUGCAGCAAGCCCGCCGAGAAAUGGAGGCUCAACAAGCUGCCCUCGACCCCGCCUUAAAACAAACGCCACUGACACAGACUGACAUUACCAUCCUGACCCCCAAGUUAAUAUCCACCUCGCCCAUGUCCUCGGUGUCCAGCUACCCUCCUCUAGCCAUCUCCUUGAAGAAGCCCGCCUCCGCCUCUGCCCCUGAUUCCAGCAACCCUGCUCUGCCCAACCCCCCAGCCCUCAAAAAGGAGUCCCAGGACGCACCUGGACUGGACCUCCAGGGAGCCACCGACUCUACACCCGGUGUCCUGCGACACGUGAAGAACGAGCUGGGCCGCAGUGGCGGGUGGAAGGACCACUGGUGGAGCACCGUGCAGCCGGAGAGAAAGAACAACCCUCCUUCCGAGGAAACAAAGGCCGAAGAAGCCAGCAGCGGGAAAGAAAAAGGUGGCAGCAGCCAGGCAAGAGCUGAACGCAGCCAGCUCCAGGGACCCUCCUCCUCCUCCUCUGAAUACUGGAAAGAAUGGCCCAGCGCUGAGUCACCGUACUCCCAGAGCUCAGAGCUGAGCCUGACCGGAGCCAGCCGCAGCGAGACGCCCCAGAACAGCCCCCUGCCUUCCUCCCCCAUCGUGCCCCUGUCCAAGCCCACCAAGCCCUCUGUCCCUCCACUGACGCCUGAGCAGUAUGAGAUCUACAUGUACCAGGAGGUGGACACCAUCGAGCUCACCCGGCAGGUGAAAGAGAAGCUGGCCAAGAAUGGCAUUUGUCAGCGGAUCUUCGGGGAAAAGGUGCUGGGCCUGUCCCAGGGCAGUGUCAGUGACAUGCUGUCCCGGCCGAAGCCAUGGAGCAAGCUGACCCAGAAAGGCCGCGAACCCUUCAUCCGGAUGCAGCUCUGGCUAAAUGGCGAGCUGGGCCAGGGCGUCCUGCCGGUCCAAGGACAACAACAGGGGCCAGUCCUCCAUUCUGUGACGUCACUACAGGAUCCUCUGCAGCAAGGCUGUGUGAGCUCAGAAAGCACGCCAAAGACCUCUGCCAGCUGCAGCCCUGCACCUGAAUCACCAAUGAGCUCUAGUGAAUCAGUGAAGAGUUUGACUGAACUGGUCCAGCAGCCCUGUCCCCCCAUUGAAACAAGUAAGGAUGGAAAACCACCAGAACCCAGCGACCCGCCUGCUUCAGACUCCCAGCCCACCACCCCACUGCCUCUCUCCGGACACUCAGCCCUCAGCAUUCAAGAGUUGGUAGCCAUGUCUCCAGAGCUGGACACCUACGGUAUAACCAAGAGAGUCAAGGAGGUGCUGACUGACAACAACCUUGGUCAGCGCUUAUUUGGGGAGACCAUCUUAGGGCUCACCCAAGGCUCUGUCUCCGACCUCCUCGCUCGCCCAAAGCCCUGGCACAAGCUCAGUCUGAAGGGACGGGAGCCCUUUGUCCGAAUGCAGCUAUGGCUGAAUGACCCCAACAACGUGGAGAAGCUGAUGGAUAUGAAACGGAUGGAAAAGAAAGCCUACAUGAAGCGGCGGCACAGCUCAGUCAGCGACAGCCAGCCCUGUGAGCCGCCCUCCGUUGGCAUUGACUAUAGCCAAGGCGCAAGCCCUCAGCCCCAGCACCAGCUGAAGAAACCCCGUGUGGUGCUGGCUCCUGAAGAGAAAGAAGCUCUGAAACGAGCAUAUCAGCAAAAGCCAUACCCGUCACCAAAAACCAUCGAAGAACUCGCCACCCAGCUCAACUUGAAAACCAGCACUGUCAUCAACUGGUUCCACAAUUACAGGUCUCGGAUCCGCAGAGAACUGUUCAUUGAGGAGAUUCAGGCCGGGAGCAGGGCCAGACUGGGGCCAAGCGACUCCCCCGGACGGCCCUCAGCAGCCGGCCGGGCGCCUAGUUUCUGAGGGAACAGCUGUGACGCCGUGAAGGCUUCUAAGAGAGUUCUUGGGCCAGGAGUGCCCCUGGCCCUGCUGGCUGCUCCGAUGGCAGUCCUUCAGGCAGGAGAAGGGCGCUGUGCAGAGCUGCAGGUCCACGUCACCGAGGCCAUGGCCAUGGUGACUGAGCAGAGGGAGCUGAUUGCCCGCCUGGAGCAGGAUCUCAGCACCAUCCAGUCCAUCCAGCGGCCAGAUGCCGAGGGUGCAGCCGAGCACGGCCUGGAGAAGAUCCCAGAGCCCAUCAAGGAGGCCACCGCCCUGUUCUAUGGACCCACGGCACCAGCCAGCGGCACCCUCCCCGAGGGCCAGGUAGACUCACUGCUGUCCAUCAUCUCCAGCCAGAGGGAGCGUUUCCGGACCCGGAACCAGGAGCUGGAGGCUGAGCACCGCAUGGCCCAGCACACCAUCCAAGCCCUGCAGAGCGAGCUGGACAGCCUGCGCGCCGACAACAUCAAGCUCUUCGAGAAAAUCAAGUUCCUGCAGAACUACUCUGGCCGGGUUUGA
This is a messenger RNA of Myotis lucifugus (little brown bat), 4584 nucleotides long. RefSeq names its product cut like homeobox 1 (gene CUX1). Gene Ontology annotation, molecular function: DNA-binding transcription factor activity, RNA polymerase II-specific; DNA binding. NCBI's taxonomy places the organism in Eukaryota, Metazoa, Chordata, Mammalia, Chiroptera, Vespertilionidae. The record is from RefSeq and is a predicted model, not a curated record. Gene Ontology annotation, cellular component: Golgi membrane. Gene Ontology annotation, biological process: regulation of DNA-templated transcription; intra-Golgi vesicle-mediated transport.